AGACAUAUCCGAGCCGUCACAUCUCUGCCAAUUAAUGUCAACAUCGUCCGUGCAAGCCGAAAGCGACUUGUCCACCGUACUUCCCUCAUGCUCUAGCUCAAAUGUUACCCUCAAUAAUGAUGUGCUCACAAUGAUUUUCGAGAAAGUGGCUACAUUUGGAAAUAUCAAGGAUGUUCUGGAAUUGAGAACCGUUUCCUCAUGGGCAGCAUACGGAAUUGAUCGCUCUCUAACGAGAAAUACACAUAUCAAAGUCGAUAUCCGUUCUCCAAUAGAAUUUCGAAUUACUGGACUCAAGAAAGAGAAACUGCCCGUACCAGAGCCAGUGAUCUACAUUCAGGGAUCCCGAGUAACUCCUAAAGCUGCCAUCAAACUUCUAAAAUUUCUCAUUGGCAAAAUGCGAACGAUCACAGAACUCUCAUUGAACAUCGAAGAUUCCGAUCUAACCACUUUCAAUGCACUUUUAGAUCAGCUGAUACAAGCUGAUAACGUGAAACUUGAAGUUCUACGGCUGAAGAGAGUAAAAGGUGGUCAGAGCAUACCCAAAGUCUGUGAUCUAAUCAUGGCAAAUGCUGAUACAUUGCGAAUUGUUGGUCGAAUUGGACUUUCUGAAGCACGUGCAUUAAAUUCAUCUAUACAUUUGGAACGUUUGUCGCUGAUGACGUUUGAUCUCGGUUUUGAAGCAUCGCAUACGGAUAUCUGUGAACAUAUGCUUGCUAUUGCUAGAAGUGGAACCACAUUCAAGCACCUGUCUUACACGAGCUUUGUUGGGUUUGAUCCUACAGAUGACGUUGUUCAGACAUUCCUUGACCGCUGCCAAGUGACGAGUCUUCGCUUGACGAUGAUGCGAGGUCCUUACAUUCCACCUCAGCCAGAUUACAUGGUCGGAAAGGUACGCCAAAUAGAUCAUCUGGAGCUGGGCGAAGUGGUUGACAAGCCGAACAUCUUCAACUCGCUGGUCACCUACGAGAAAGUUUUUAAGAAAGUUUUCCCAAGCGUACAGGACAUCCACUAUUUCCAGCACUGGUAACCCUCGUAUGUGCCCCUUACUGUAUAUAGACCCUAUUUCCUCACCAGAAAUUUCCCUCCGACUUCUAUCCGUUGACCUCAUUCAUUCGAGGAGCUCUGUUCGUUUCGGUGCUGUGUUCAUUGUUGUAUCCUUGUGACGAACGGUAUCUCACCCGCUGUUGAUUUACCGCAAAUUUUUAGAGAUUUCUAUGAACCUGAUGUAUGUGCGAUGAGC
Messenger RNA from Cylicocyclus nassatus, 1240 nucleotides. The record is from the annotation of a GenBank genome assembly. Lineage: Eukaryota; Metazoa; Nematoda; Chromadorea; Rhabditida; Strongylidae.